AUGUCCCGAAAUCUUAGCAUUUUAAUUGUGCUAUUAGCAGUUCUGUGCUGCUUCACCCAGAGCACACUAGGCAAAAGGCAGAAUCCACGUCGUGAUGAAGAACAACAAGAAGAACAAGCGCAGAUUGCAUUAUAUAGCAACAACAAAAAUUUAGAAAAUGGAGCUCAAUCGGCGGAGAACAAUAAUGGGCUUCAGAAUACAAAUGGCAUACAAUCUAACCUAGAAACAGUGCUAAAGGGUGGCACCCUGCAACCCGAUACAGAUGAUGGUGAUAUUGAUGACAAUAGCGAUGGCGAUGAUGGUGAUUAUGAUGACUCUGAUGAUGGCACUCGUGGUCGCCGACGUCGUCGCAGACGCGGUGGAAGACGAAGGCGUCGCGGUGGCAGACGCCGCAGAAGUCGCCGAGGUGGCAGACGUCGUCGUGGUGGCAGAAGAAGACGUCAAAGAGGUUAA
Rhagoletis pomonella (apple maggot) is the source of this 453-nucleotide messenger RNA. RefSeq names its product protein nemuri-like. The coding region runs from base 1 to 453 and encodes 150 amino acids. The transcript has a single exon. The record is from RefSeq and is a predicted model, not a curated record. NCBI's taxonomy places the organism in Eukaryota, Metazoa, Arthropoda, Insecta, Diptera, Tephritidae.